UCCAGCAAACUUACUACCGAGAAUGUUGUCUUUAUCCGGCUUCAACGUCAUUCUUCUUUUCAUGCACCUAGCUUCCGGAGGACCGUGCGAUAAUGUCGUCACAAUUAGCUCAUCUUGGCCGGGAGGCUUGACUGCCUCGCUUAACAUUUCAAUUACGACUCCAAUCACUUCAUGGGAAAUUGAUCUGAAAUUUUCAUCGGCCAUUCCAUGGUUAAAGGCUUGGGACGCUACAGAGUCUAAGAUUAAUGAAGUGGAAUAUCAGCUGAGAAACCUCAAUUCUAACGGAGUUCACAGCGCUGGGACUACACUAACGAGUGUCGGUUUCAAUGCUUUCUUUAGUUCCAGCACCACACCCAUUAUUACAAGCGUAGUUUUUAACGGAGACAACGUCUGUUUAACUGACACUAAAACAGAGGCUAGACAACCGAUAAUAGAAGAAGAGUACAACAUUUUCGUGGAUGCCUGGCCGACUAAAUACAAUUACAUUGAAGUCAUCACUAAAUCCUUGCUCUUCUACUAUGCUCAGCGUUCUGGCCGUUUACCUAAAAACGAUAACCCCAUUCCGUAUCGUUCAGACUCGGCGCUCAACGAUCGCGGACAAGACGGAGAAGAUCUCACUGGAGGCUAUUACGAUGCUGGAGAUCACUUGAAACUCGGUUUUCCUUUAGCCAGUUCUAUAACGAUAGUGGCUUGGUCAAUAAUUGAUUAUCCGCUUGGAUAUUCUUCCGCAGGGAAAUUAACAACAGCUCGAAAUAUGGUCAAGUGGGCGACAGAUUACUUUAUCAAGGCCCAUGUGCAACCCAACAAGUUUAAUGGGCAAGUGGGCGAUGGCGAUCUCGAUCACGAUUACUGGGGGCGUCCCGAAGAAAUGACUAUGAGUCGACCGGCUUUUUUUAUAUCUACCUCAAAACCUGGGUCUGACUUGGCCGGAGAAACAGCUGCCGCACUUGCCGCAGCUUCAAUAGUUUUUAAAACAAUCGACAGCACUUACUCAGCUCUCUGCUUGACACAUGCAAAGCAAUUGUACGAUUUUGCUAAACGAUAUCGAGGAAUAUACAGCGAGUCCAUCCCACAAGUAGCAGAUUUUUAUUCGUCAAGUGGUUUCGGUGACGAACUGGCUUGGGGCGCUAGUUGGUUAUACCGAGCUACUAACGAUAACGCUUACCUCGAAGAUGCUAAGGCAUUUUACACCGAGUUCAACCUCUCUGAUAAUCCAUCGGAAUUUUCAUGGGAUACGAAAACUGCCGGAGUACAGGUUCUGUUGGCCAAACUGACAAAUGAGAACCUCUACAGAAACGCAGCGCAAACUUUCUGUGAUUCCAAAGUUGAACAACCGAAGACGCCAAAGGGGCUCCUAUUUGUCACCAAGUGGGGAUCGUUAGGCGCCGCAUCAAAUAUCGCUUUCAUUUGUCUUCAAGCUGCCGAUCUGAACAUCAAUCCAUUGGCGUAUCGCCAACUGGCGCAACAGCAGAUUCAUUACGCACUUGGAGAUACAGGCCGUAGUUUUGUCGUGGGUUUCGGGCACAAUCCACCACUGAAGCCACAUCAUGCGUCCAGUUCAUGUCCGAAUAGGCCCGCCGUUUGCGAUUGGGAUGCCUUUGAUUCACCCAAUCCUAAUCCCCAGAUCCUCUAUGGAGCUCUUGUUGGUGGCCCAAAUAACCAAAAUGACCAUUACGUAGAUGACAGACACAAUUUCGUUACCAACGAACUUCCGCCGCCGCCAAUCGUGAAUCCAAAAAGAAAAAAUUUUCUUGGUCAACCAGCUCCCCAAGGUUAUGUUGCCGGUGUUGGCAGAGGUGCUACAGGUUUCACCACUCGAUCAGAUAUUGGUCCAGCUAGAGAUGCAAAUGAUGUACCAGAUGACCGUCAUCCAGCACCAGCUAAACGAAAGAAGGAUGAUGAUGAAGAUCUUGAAGAAGAUCUCAAUGAUGCCAACUACGAUGAGUUUGCUGGUUAUGGUGGUUCUCUGUUCAACAAAGAUCCUUAUGAUAAAGAUGAUGAAGAAGCUGAUGCAGUUUAUGAAGCUAUUGAUGAGCGUAUGGAUGAAAAAAGACGAGAGUACAGGGAAAAAAGAAGGAAGGAAGAAAUUGAAAAGUAUCGUCAGGAAAGACCAAAAAUUCAACAGCAAUUCAGUGAUCUUAAAAGAGAACUGUGUGCAGUUUCAGAAGAAGAAUGGAAGAACAUUCCAGAAGUGGGAGACGCUAGAAAUAGGAAGCAACGUUUACAUGGAAGACGAGAGAAAUUCACCCCACUUCCUGAUUCAGUACUGACUCGAAACUUAGGAGGAGAAUCUAGCACUUCGAUCGAUCCCAAGAGUGGACUGGCUUCGGCGUUUCCUGGCAUGCUAACUCCGACGGGCGAUUUGGAUUUGCGAAAAAUUGGCCAGGCCCGUAACACUCUCAUGGACAUUAAGCUUAACCAAGUCUCGGAUUCUGUUUCCGGUCAAACAGUGGUCGAUCCCAAAGGUUAUCUAACGGAUUUGCAGUCGAUGAUUCCUACUUAUGGAGGAGAUAUCAAUGAUAUUAAAAAAGCUAGACUACUACUGAAGUCCGUUCGAGAAACAAACCCUAACCAUCCUCCCGCAUGGAUUGCUUCAGCACGUCUUGAAGAAGUGACAGGAAAAUUACAAGCGGCCCGUAAUUUGAUUUUGCGAGGGUGUGAGACUUGUCCCAACUCGGAGGAUCUGUGGCUGGAAGCUGCCCGUCUUGUACCAGUAGACACUGCAAAGAACGUAAUUGCACAGGCUGUAAAUCAUUUGGUCAAUUCCGUAAAACUAUGGAUCAAAGCAUCAGAACUAGAACAGGACAUGAAAGCUAAGAAACGAGUAUUCAGGAAAGCGUUAGAGCACAUUCCAAAUUCGGUUCGUUUGUGGAAAGCUGCCGUUGAGUUAGAAGAACCGGAAGACGCAAAAAUUCUGUUAUCUCGUGCAGUCGAAUGUUGUCCAACCAGUGUUGAGCUUUGGCUUGCCCUUGCUCGACUAGAGACGUACGAAAACGCCCGUAAAGUAUUGAACAAAGCCCGCGAAAAUAUUCCGACAGAUCGUCAAAUCUGGAUCACCGCUGCUAAACUCGAGGAAGCCCACGGAAAUACAACGAUGGUGGAGAAAAUUAUUGACAGAUCCAUCAAUUCUCUUGCGGCCAACGGAGUGGAGAUCAAUCGAGAACACUGGUUAAAGGAAGCCGUCGAUGCCGAGAAAUCCGGAGCUGUGCUUACUUGUCAGGCUAUCAUCAAAUUCGUCAUUGGUCAUGGAGUGGAAGACGAAGAUCGCAAACACAGUUGGUUGGAAGACGCCGAUAAUUUCACAUCUCAGGGUGCUUUCGAAUGUUCGCGUGCGGUUUACUCGCAUUCCCUGGAAACUUUCCCUGCUAAGAAAUCUAUCUGGCUGCGUGCUGCCCAUUUUGAACGACAGCAUGGAACACGUGAUUCUCUAGAAUCACUUCUUCAACGUGCAGUCGCCCACUGUCCCCAAGCUGAAGUACUGUGGCUCAUGGGUGCUAAAUCAAAGUGGUUGGCAGGUGACGUUCCGGCAGCACGUUCAAUCUUGUCGUUGGCUUUCCAAGCGAAUCCAAAUUCUGAAGAAAUUUGGUUGGCUGCCGUCAAACUUGAGUCUGAAAACUGGGAAUAUGAGCGAGCGCGCAAGUUGUUGGCCAAAGCUCGAAAUUCUGCACCCACUCCUCGCGUGCUCAUGAAAUCAGCUAAACUGGAGUGGCAUCUUGGGGACUUGGCAGAGGCCCUGAAACAAUUGCAGACCGCUAUCGAACAGUUUCCUGAUUACCCUAAAUUCUACAUGAUGCAAGGUCAGAUUCAUGUAUUGCAGCAGCGUAUGACUCAGGCACGCGAGAGUUACAAUCUUGGGACGAGGAAGUGUCCCACCAGCGUUCCUCUUUGGCUGUUGCUGGCUCGACUAGACGAAAGCCAGGGCAACAUGACCAGAGCACGUUCUGUUUUAGAGAAGGCACGUCAAAAGAACCCGCAGAACUCGCAACUUUGGUUGGAAGCCAUCCGCCUGGAAUGGAAGACUGGUCUAAAGGAUAUCGCUUCGGCCAUGAUGGCCAAAGCACUGCAAGACUGCCCCAUCUCUGGUCUGCUGUGGGCCGAAACCAUCUUCAUCGUUGAUCGCCCCCAACGCAAAACGAAAAGUGUUGAUGCCCUUAAAAAGUGCGAACAUGAUCCACAUGUUCUACUGGCAGUCUCCAAGCUCUUUUGGACAGAAAGAAAAACACAGAAAUGUCGCGAAUGGUUCAAUCGUGCAGUCAAAAUCGAUCCAGAUUUCGGAGAUGCCUGGGGGUAUUUCUACAAGUUUGAAUUGCUUCAUGGAACAGUCGAAGAGCAGAAUGAUGUCAAAAAGCGUUGCGUUCAAGCUGAACCACGACACGGUGAAAUCUGGACAAGUAUUUCAAAAGGCCCUCAAAACUGGAGAGCACGAACGGAAGACAUUCUCUUGUUGGUAGCCGAAGCUUUGCCCGUUCCUGUCUGAUCGGUAUUCUUCAUUGAUUGUGCUUUUGUAAUACAUCUUUUUACAUUUCA
Molecule: messenger RNA, 4527 nt
Organism: Daphnia pulicaria
Lineage: Eukaryota; Metazoa; Arthropoda; Branchiopoda; Diplostraca; Daphniidae
Gene: Prp6
Product: pre-mRNA-processing factor 6-like
Exons: 21
Coding region: 23-4477 (1484 amino acids)
Biological process (GO): spliceosomal tri-snRNP complex assembly; carbohydrate metabolic process; mRNA splicing, via spliceosome
Cellular component (GO): U4/U6 x U5 tri-snRNP complex; catalytic step 2 spliceosome
Molecular function (GO): polysaccharide binding; protein binding; hydrolase activity, hydrolyzing O-glycosyl compounds
Source: RefSeq, a predicted model, not a curated record